AUGGCUGUUAAAACAGAGGCUGCCGACGAUGCUAAUGUGGAUGUAGAGAAAAAGUAUCAAAAGGACGCAAAAGUAGGCGAGGGUACCUAUGCCGUGGUUUACCGAGGAACCAUGGUGGCCACUGGACGCCAAGUCGCUAUCAAAAAGAUCAAGAUGGGCCAAUUCAAAGAUGGACUCGAUCUGACAGCUAUUCGCGAAGUCAAAUAUCUUCAAGAACUUGCGCAUCCCAACGUGAUUGAAUUAGUAGACGUGUUUUCCCACAAGACCAAUCUUAAUUUGGUGCUAGAGUAUUUGGACUCAGACUUGGAGCAGGUCAUCAAAGAUAAGAGCAUUCUGUUUAUGCCGGCCGAUAUCAAAUCGUGGAUGAUGAUGAUGUUACGUGGACUGGAUCACUGUCAUAGGCAUUUUAUAUUACACCGAGAUAUGAAGCCUAAUAACUUGUUACUGACUCGCGACGGUGUCCUUAAAAUUGCUGAUUUUGGUCUUGCCAGAGACUGGGGUGAUCCAGGGCGACAAAUGACCUCACAAGUGGUGACAAGAUGGUAUAGAUCACCCGAGCUUUUGUUUGGCGCCAAGGAGUACUCGUACGCGGUGGAUAUCUGGGCGGUGGGUUGUAUCUUUGCAGAGCUCAUGUUGAGAACGCCUUACGUUGCCGGCGAUUCGGAUAUGGACCAACUUAUGAAGAUCUUCCAUGCUCUGGGCACACCCACUGAGAUGGAUUGGCCGGGCAUGACAUCGUUGCCGGAUUACAUUCAAUUCAAACCGUUUCCCAAAGUGCCGUUACGGCAAUACUUCACCGCCGCUGGGUCUGACGCACUGGAUCUUUUAGAAAAGAUGCUUGUUUUUGAUCCCAACAAACGAUGGACAACCGAGGAGUGUCUUGAUCAUUCGUACUUUCGGAAUCUGCCGUUGCCUACGAAACCAGAAAAGUUACCACAAAAAGCGCCUAAUGCGGAGCAGGUUGCGCAAACCCUCAAGCGGAAACCGGAUUCGUUUGCAAAUGAAGAUCCAUCGGAAAGGAAAAUGCCGAGAAAAUAA
This is a messenger RNA of Radiomyces spectabilis, 1038 nucleotides long. RefSeq names its product kinase-like domain-containing protein. Bases 1 to 1038 code for a protein of 345 amino acids. The record is from RefSeq and is a predicted model, not a curated record. Gene Ontology annotation, molecular function: cyclin-dependent protein serine/threonine kinase activity; ATP binding; RNA polymerase II CTD heptapeptide repeat kinase activity. Gene Ontology annotation, biological process: positive regulation of transcription by RNA polymerase II; protein phosphorylation. Gene Ontology annotation, cellular component: cytoplasm; transcription factor TFIIK complex; transcription factor TFIIH holo complex. The transcript is spliced from 7 exons. NCBI's taxonomy places the organism in Eukaryota, Fungi, Mucoromycota, Mucoromycetes, Mucorales, Radiomycetaceae.